Molecule: messenger RNA, 1918 nt
Organism: Magnolia sinica
Lineage: Eukaryota; Viridiplantae; Streptophyta; Magnoliopsida; Magnoliales; Magnoliaceae
Product: CDP-diacylglycerol--inositol 3-phosphatidyltransferase 1-like
Exons: 7
Coding region: 1166-1621 (151 amino acids)
Biological process (GO): phosphatidylinositol biosynthetic process
Cellular component (GO): Golgi apparatus
Molecular function (GO): CDP-diacylglycerol-inositol 3-phosphatidyltransferase activity
Source: RefSeq, a predicted model, not a curated record
GCUUUGGGAAAUUCUAUGACUAGGAAUUGAGAUUGAGCUCUAAAAGGAAAUGUGUAUGAGAUUCUAUAAAGAUGGCACUUCAGGUCAUAUGCAUCGUUUUAUGUUUUUGUGACGAUUUAUUUGAAUAGAAACUUGCAGAGAUGAGUUCUUUGCUGUGGUAGAAGAUAUUGGGCCUGGCAUGUCCAAAGCACCUACUUGGGUAGGGCAGGCCAUGGUUGGGUUGAUCAACUGGCCAGCCAACCUCACCUGCUUAAAAGCUGAGCUGCUGACUUUAGGGCUCUCAUACGUGAUACAAUCGAUAUGUGCCUAUACAGGGCCCGGCAGCUAUAUUUAAAAUCAUGUGUGUCAGACUUCCAUCUGCCAUAGCCCUAGAGGAAUGAUUAGGUGUAAAGCAUAGUAGGUAGCUAUUCAAGUCAAUCAUAUAAUCCUAGGGCUCAAUCCUAGACAUGCGGUGAAAACUAAGAAGCUGGAGUAUGGUAGGGGCAGUGGAAAUUUUUAGAGUGGUGAAAUGUAUAGAGAUCGGAAUGAGCAUGAAUUGUGAAGGCAUUUGUUGGGCCAACGCUGACACCAAGAGACAAAAGCUAGGGGAGAUGUGUGGAAUGUUGCCAACACAUUUUAUUUAUAUACAUGCAGCAAGUGUGCGUUCGCUUUAGUGGUAGAGAUGUGUGGAAUGUGGCCAAAAGUCUUGGGUUCAAGCCUUCCUAAUACUUUUUAUUUAUUUAUUUUUAUUUUUUAAUGAGUCGGUUGGCUUGUGCUGUGCUUGGGCUUAAGAAUUUGGUUAAAGGUAGGGGCUGGUCAUCUCACUUUGGGUCAUAGGUUCGGCUCAUGCCUAGCUUCUAGGCCCAUUUAUUGAUUGGAUUGGGCUCGGGCUGACCUUAUCUUGAUUACAACCCUACAAUUGGACCCUGAAAUUUCUUGUGUUUGCUUAUUAUAUUUCAAUUUUGGACCAUACGUUGCUGUCCUUUGUUUCUGGACUUAAGAUUGAGAAAUGGAUUCUAAGCUCGUAAAUACGUUGUUUCAACUUAAAAUGUACAACCCUUUAUAAACUGACACUGUAUUAGAUUGAGAUAUAUAUCAAAAAAAAAAAAAAGGCAUGAGGUAUAUAGCAUUUGACUGGUCUCUCUGACUUCUUGUCUCAGUGUCGACUUUUGGAGCUGUUUUGGACAUGGUAACAGACAGGGUCAGCACUGUUUGUCUAUUGGCAAUCCUCGCGCACUUUUAUAGACCUGCCAUGCUUUUCUUGUCAUUGCUUGCCUUGGAUAUUUCCAGCCAUUGGUUGCAAAUGUACAGUACUUUCCUUGCAGGCAAGGCUAGUCACAAAGAUGUAAAAGACAGCACUAACUGGCUUUUGAAGACAUACUAUGGACACCGUUUAUUCAUGGCUUACUGCUGUGUGGGAACUGAGGUUCUUUACAUCAUCCUUUUCCUCCUUGCUGAGAACCAUUCAGAAAAUCUUGUUGAUGUUUUGGUGAAGUCUGUGAAAUCAAGCUCUUUGCUCUUAUUUCUAGUCACAUUAGCUCUGUUUGGGUGGAUGAUCAAACAAGCAGUCAACAUCAUACAGAUGAAAACAGCUGCAGAUGUGUGUGUGCUCUGUGAUGUGAACAGAAGGAAGAGACCCUGAUAUUCCUGACUACGAGCCCAGGUUUCUAUGACCUCGUGUAUUCAUACUUAGAUGUUUUACUCAAAAAUGAAUUCAGCUAGUGUUUUAAAUUCUCUCAGAGAAAAAAAAAUAAAAUAAAAUAAUUCAGCUAAUUGGUGGGUUUAAUUUUGAAUUAUAUAGGUACUAUUUUUGCAUUUUCACCAUUGGUGUAGCCCAAACCAGUUUUCUGUCUGGCUGAUUUUUGUAUGUAUGGUUUAAGUAAGAUUUCUCACCUAAUGGAUUGAAUAGAUUUACAUAUACAACAUAGUGAGCCUCAUA